AUGAUCGUACGGAAGCUUUGCAUGCGGCAGAGUAAGUGUGAUCCAAAGACCAAAUCAAUCUCCCACAAUCAACCUAAUAGCGCAUCUCACAGGCCGCCAGCUCCUGGCCUUGAGCCGCCGAGCCCCGAUCUCAACUCGUUUCCAAUCAACACUGCCAGAAACACCAGUCGACGCAGUGCAAUUUCCCCCAGAGAGUCCAUUGGACCUGAAAAUCCUCUCCUCGAGAUGGUGCAAGCCCAAUCCGAUGCCAAACUGACCCAUGACACCUCAUCAAGAUCCAAUUUCAAAAAACUCGGCACAACCGUCAAACAAACCUACAACCCCAACGAUGUUAUUCGCAAUCCCCCCAAGCCCUCCCAGAUCACUCUCGAAAUGCUCCUCGCAGCAGGAACCCACCUAGGCCACUCGACCUCCCGCUGGAACCCGCAGAACUCGCGAUACAUCUUCGGUAUCCGCGAAGGCGUGCACAUUAUCUCGCUAGACGUGACAGCUGCGCACCUCCGUCGUGCCGCCAAAGUUGUCGAGGAAGUCGCCGCCCGCGGUGGCCUGAUCCUCUUCGCGGGCACACGCUCCGGCCAGAAGCAGGCUGUGGUUCGGGCCGCCGAGCUGGCCAAGGGCUACCACAUUUUCGAGCGGUGGAUUCCCGGCGCGCUGACGAACGGCGAGAUGAUCCUCGGCCACUGCGCGACGAAGGUCGUCAACGCUUUCGAUGAGGAGUUGCCCAAGUUCAAGGUCGAUCUGCAAGAUCGGCCUACGCUGAAGCCUGAUCUAGUCGUCUGUCUUAAUCCGUUGGAGAAUGUUGUCUUGUUGCAUGAGUGUGGUCUGAACAAUGUUCCUACUAUCGGUGUUAUUGAUACUGAUGCGGACCCUACGCGUGUUACAUACCCGAUUCCCUCGAACGAUGAUAGUUUGCGGGCUACUUCAUUGAUUGCGGGGGUUUUGGGACGCGCGGGUGAGGCGGGCCAGGUUCGCCGUAUGAAGAUGGCGCAGGAGGGCCAGACACCUUAUAAGCCUAUUACGGCUGCUGAGCUGCGUCUGGAUCCUUUCACUGGGACGACCCCUGUUGAGCAGAAGAAGUAG
This is a messenger RNA of Penicillium soppii, 1080 nucleotides long. Its product is annotated as mitochondrial 37S ribosomal protein uS2m. The transcript is spliced from 2 exons. NCBI's taxonomy places the organism in Eukaryota, Fungi, Ascomycota, Eurotiomycetes, Eurotiales, Aspergillaceae. Gene Ontology annotation, biological process: translation. Gene Ontology annotation, cellular component: mitochondrial small ribosomal subunit; ribosome. The record is from RefSeq and is a predicted model, not a curated record. The coding region runs from base 1 to 1080 and encodes 359 amino acids. Gene Ontology annotation, molecular function: structural constituent of ribosome.